AUUGUUGAAUCUAAUUCUUUAACUCGAUAAGUAUUCUUUUAUUUUUUGUUCAUUUUGCCGCCGAAGGGGCAGACGAAAUUCAAUAAUUUUUUACUUCGUAUCAAGUUGAGUCUACUGUAGCCAUUCAAAAUGAUCAAGUCAGUGGUGUUAUUUGUAUUUACAAUUAUUAUUGUUAUAAUUACAAUAAGUUAUUGCACUGGGCAGUUUGAAGACGAUCAGAUAGAUUUGAAUGAAGCCUGGUUUACUGAAGAUAUGUACAAUGACCCUUAUUUUGACAAAUUACGUAAAAAAAAAAAGUAUGGAAUCAUCGCGCCAGGAACUAAAUGGUGCGGUCAAGGUGAUAAAGCUGAAAGUUAUAAUGAUUUAGGUAAAUUUAAUAAUACUGAUAUAUGUUGCCGUGCACAUGAUAAUUGUCCGAUUGCUAUUAAAGUUGGCGAGACCUUAUAUGGUUUGAAAAAUCCAGAUUUGUCUACAAGAUUAAGUUGUACCUGCGACAGAGAAUUUUACAAAUGUUUAAAAAAUGUCGAGAGCCUCGCAAGUAAAACAAUAGGGACAAUUUAUUUUGAUUUGUUAAAAAAAAAAUGUCUCGAGUACAAAGACGGUCAGUAUCAAUGGGCAGAAAAUGACGUCUACUCAAAGGCGAGAUUCAUUUUGUUCAUUCGCAAACUAUUGAAUUAAAAAAAUAUAAAAUAACAAUAAUAAUAAUAUAUGUA
Microplitis demolitor is the source of this 713-nucleotide messenger RNA. RefSeq names its product phospholipase A2-like. NCBI's taxonomy places the organism in Eukaryota, Metazoa, Arthropoda, Insecta, Hymenoptera, Braconidae. The transcript is spliced from 3 exons. Gene Ontology annotation, biological process: phospholipid metabolic process; arachidonate secretion. The coding region runs from base 130 to 678 and encodes 182 amino acids. The record is from RefSeq and is a predicted model, not a curated record.